AUGCUGAAUCAACGGCACUAUGCUCUCAAGAUCCUUCAAGACGCCGGACUACACGACUGCAGCAGCACUCCCACUCCAAUCACGCCGUCCAGCUCUCAGUCCGAUCCAACUGACAAGCCAUUUGCCGAUCCACAUCUCUACCGCAAUAUAGUCGGAUCCUUACAAUACCUCUCAAUUACUCGCCCUGACAUCUCUUUCGCGUCCAACCGCAUCUGUCAACAUAUGCACGCUCCCACCGACCGUCACUUCCAAAUGCUCAAGAGAUUUCUUCGAUACAUCAAAGGAUCCCUCGAUAUCGGUCUACCAAUUUCACCAGGCAACUUGACGCUCCCCACCUAUGUUGAUGCCGACUGGGCAUCCGACUGCUCCGACAGGAAAUCCGUCUCAGGAUUUUGCACCUACCUUGGAAACACCCUCAUCUCGUGGUCGGUCAAAAAGCAAGCAACUAUUGCAAAGUCAUCAACGGAGGCAGAAUACCGAUCGCUUUCAGCCGCCGCAUCUGAUGUUAUAUGGCUCUGA
Messenger RNA from Dendrobium catenatum, 519 nucleotides. RefSeq lists its product as uncharacterized. The transcript has a single exon. The record is from RefSeq and is a predicted model, not a curated record. Lineage: Eukaryota; Viridiplantae; Streptophyta; Magnoliopsida; Asparagales; Orchidaceae. The coding region runs from base 1 to 519 and encodes 172 amino acids.